Messenger RNA from Procambarus clarkii (red swamp crayfish), 1147 nucleotides. RefSeq lists its product as uncharacterized. NCBI's taxonomy places the organism in Eukaryota, Metazoa, Arthropoda, Malacostraca, Decapoda, Cambaridae. The record is from RefSeq and is a predicted model, not a curated record.
CACUGUCUGCCCAGCCGCCGCCAGGUCACCACCACCUCGCCCUGCUGCUGCGUCUCUCCUCACACACUCACACUCACACACACAAGCCUACCCACGUAGCCAUGUAUCGCCACAUCGUCUCAGCCAUGGUGGUGGCCGCGGUUGUGGUGGGCGUGCUGGAGAUGGGCGCAGUAGAGGGCAAGCCCGACCCCACGGAGCUGGCGGCCAUGGCGGACGCCAUCAAGUACCUGCAGGAGCUCACCAAAUACUACUCCCAAGUCUCCCGGCCCAGCCCACGUUCGGCGCCUGGGCCAGCCUCCCAGAUACAAGCCCUGGAAAAGACCCUAAAAUUCCUACAGUUGCAGGAACUUGGGAAAAUGUAUUCACUUAGGGCCAGGCCGCGGUUUGGAAAGCGCAGCGAAUAUGCGGUUGUCCCCGGCGACGCCUUGAUGGAGGCGAGUGAAAGGCUUCUGGAGACCCUCGCCCGCAGGAGGUGAAUACAACGACCUCGCCCCCCACCCCCCUCACACACACACACACACACACACAUACACACACACACACACACACACACACACACACACACACACACACACACACACCUCAUCCUCGCCGGCGUCUCUACCUUCCCCCCCUCACUCCUCAUACCUCUUUUCCCCUCACACCUCUCAUGAGGACUCUUCUCUCACAAUCCAUGAGGAUUCAUCCUCAUUGCUCGCUGGAACGUCUUCAAACAUCUUACAUCUUCUUCAAACCUCCUGCCUUACCUACUAACCUAAUCACCUCCAAUCCAUCAACUAACCCAAUCAUUUCCAUUUCCUGACUUUCCCCUUAACCAAUCAGGUCACAACACCAAUCCUGAACCUCUUUGAUGAAAUCCUUUUUUCAGCACCUUAAACAAGACUCGGUGACUCCCCCCCCCCAAACCUAAGUCCAUAUAUGAAUCCCUUAUCAGCAUCUCAAAAGAAGAUCGACGUGUCAGCUGGUUAAGAGGUUCUUGAAAACCGUUCGAACACCAUACAGAGAGAUCCAACCCCCUUUUGGACCAGCAGGCGCGCCAUCUAUCGGCGGUAUUCUCCACAUGUUCUUCUUGAUAUCUCUGUAGCUGCGGCACCCUCGACCAAAAUAAACAAUGCACCUUGUGUAUUAAAUGUGGUAUAGCAAUGAA